AAGAAGACGAGUGCGGUUGUUUGACACUUUGCGCUCUCUUUCUUUUUUUUUUCUCUUCCAACGGUCCAACUUUGACUAUCUUGUUCUCUCCUUCCCCUCUCCAAGUUCCGGUCUUCUUCCAAAUUCUCCAAUCUCUUUCCCUUUGUCCCAUUCAUGGCUUCACCGCAUUAUCCAAACCCUAGAACUCCGGCACCGUUCAAUUUCUGAUCCGUUUCCGUUGCAGGAACCAUGAACGUGACUAUUGAUUCCGCUCUCUUCGGUUUUCUGUUCCCAUCACUUUGGGAGAUCAAAGUCACCGUCGCUGCCUCCGUCUUCGUCAUCCUUGCCUAUUGGUUCUUCUCCUUCAGAACCGGAGACCUCCACGCCGAUCCAUCGCUUCCCGACAAUCCUGUCGCCGCCGGCGAUGUUGCCGACGAUAAGGACAAGAUGGACCAGCCGAAAGUAGAUUCUCAGACCAGCUCUGCGUACCUGAUUAAGUUAGAACUAUUGGCUGCUAAGAAUCUCAUUGGUGCAAACUUAAAUGGCACAUCGGAUCCUUAUGCUAUUAUCACUUGUGGCAAUGAAAAGCGAUUCAGUUCAAUGGUUCCCGGUUCAAGAAAUCCAAUGUGGGGAGAGGAAUUCAAUUUUUCUGUUGAUGAACUCCCUGUCCAGAUCAAUGUCACAAUUUAUGACUGGGAUAUAAUUUGGAAAAGCGCUGUUCUUGGUUCUGUGACUGUUCCAGUUGAAAGUGAAGGUCAAACUGGUGCAGUGUGGCAUACUUUGGAUAGCCCUUCAGGGCAGGUUUGUCUCCAUAUAAAAACAAUAAAACUAUCUGCAAAUUCUUCCAGGAUAAAUGGUUAUGGUGGAGCCAACCCUCGAAGAAGGAUGCCAUUGGAAAAACAGGGGCCUACUGUAGUUCAUCAAAAGCCAGGGCCUCUUCAAACUAUAUUUUCUCUUCAUCCAGAUGAGGUUGUUGAUCAUAGUUAUUCUUGUGCUCUUGAGAGGUCAUUCUUGUAUCACGGUCGGAUGUAUGUCUCUGCAUGGCACAUUUGUUUCCAUUCCAACGUGUUCUCAAAGCAAAUGAAGGUGGUUAUUCCAUUUGGAGACAUAGAUGAGAUUCGAAGGAGUCAACAUGCAUUUAUUAAUCCUGCCAUAACAAUUAUUCUUCGCAUGGGUGCUGGUGGACAUGGUGUCCCUCCUUUGGGAAGUCCUGAUGGUAGGGUUAGAUAUAAGUUUGCAUCAUUUUGGAACAGGAAUCAUGCAUUCAGAAACCUGCAGCGUGCAGGGAAGAAUUUCCAUGAAAUGUUGGAAGCUGAGAAGAAGGAAAAUGCAGAAUCAGAACUGCGUGCACAUAGCAGUUCUGUCAGAGGAAGUAAGGUACUGGAUAAGGUUCCUGAAGAAAGCAAGCCAAAAACGGGACAACUUCAACAUUUUAUCAAGGAAGAGGCUUUAGUUGGUAUAUACAAUGAUGUUUUUCCUUGCACAGCUGAGCAGUUCUUUAACUUGUUAUUAAAUGAUGAUUCAAAUUUUACAAACAAAUACCGUUCAGUACGAAAAGAUACUAAUCUUGUGAUGGGUCAGUGGCAUACAGCAGAUGAAUAUGAUGGUCAAGUCCGGGAGAUUACUUUCAGAUCCCUUUGUAACAGCCCCAUGUGCCCUCCAGACACAGCCAUGACAGAGUGGCAACAUGUUGUUCAAUCACCAGACAAGAAAAACCUGGUGUUUGAGACAGUGCAGCAGGCACAUGAUGUCCCAUUUGGAUCCUAUUUUGAGGUACACUGUAAAUGGAGUUUGGAGACAACUAAUGGAAACUCAUGUACUCUAGACAUAAAAGUGGGUGCACAUUUCAAGAAAUGGUGCGUCAUGCAGUCUAAAAUAAAGUCAGGAGCAGUCAAUGAGUACAAGAAAGAGGUUGAGGUGAUGUUAGAUGUUGCUCGUUCAUAUAUAAAAUCAAGUGCUUCUAGUGACGAGAAUGAUAAGGCUUCUUUGCCCCCUGCAGCGGCUGUGGAAAGCUGAAUUUUUUUUUUGGCAACCUCAGAUUAGGAUUUUAUUUGUGGCAAUAUCUUACUUAGCUUUUCUUUUCUUUUGUUAUUUAUUCUUGUAACACGCAUAGCUGAAAUAUAUGUAAAUGUUGACUGCUAUAGGUUUUUGUCUCAUGUAUUUCCCUUGGUAACUUUCAGCUUAUCAUAGGGGAUUCUGGUGUUUCCAUGUUUGUUCUCAAACGCCUCCGUGGAAAAUGAAAUUUCUUUAGUGUCAUUAAUUGCUACUAUGCGAUUUACUUUUCAAGAAAAGUCAUCGUAUUAUCUAGCACUCAUUU
Abrus precatorius (Indian licorice) is the source of this 2296-nucleotide messenger RNA. Its product is annotated as BAG-associated GRAM protein 1. Bases 229 to 1995 code for a protein of 588 amino acids. NCBI's taxonomy places the organism in Eukaryota, Viridiplantae, Streptophyta, Magnoliopsida, Fabales, Fabaceae. The record is from RefSeq and is a predicted model, not a curated record. The transcript is spliced from 18 exons.